AAUAUUGGAAAAAGUAAAAUGUGAUACACAGAAUCUGAACCCACUUGCGGAAAAAAGAAAUGUAAAUUGCUCGACUCGACCAUUUGCUUCUGUUUCUCCGUCCGAACCCUGUUUCCAAUACAAAUUGCCGAGUUUGGUUCCUUGCAAUUCUCUCUCUGUAUGUAUUCAUCCCCCAUACACUUUCGUGUUUAAAUUAGGCAAAAUCUUUGAUCUGGGUCAUAGCCAAACUUCUAUCUGGAUUCAUGAUCAGUGAUCGAAAUUUUGGUUUCGUGGUUUUGAGCCUGAUUAGUGAUUACUAUGCUCAUUCUUCUGCCUCCCUUAACCACCAAAAACAGUGAGUGAUCCCCAGCUUGAGGCAUCACUUGUUUGGUAUAUAGAAGCAUGAUUGUUGUGCCAACUCUCAGUUUGGCCUCUAUUCAAGGAUUCCCAACCAGAAAAGAUUCGGAGAGAUUGUAUAAAUCUCGUCCCUACCAUGUCUUGUUGCAAUGUAGUCGAGUCUCAGAUUUCAAAGCAUCGGAAGCUACUUCGAUAACCUGUGGACAGAAAAGAAGGUGUGGCUGCUAUGAUAUGCACAAUGUGCUAGUUCCUUACUCUGUAGCAUGGUCUUGGCAGAAGUCCAUAGUUAAGGAGAGGAAGACACUAGUCGAAAUAAACCAAGACCUUUGUGACUCACUGAUUGUUUUACAACAUCACCCAGUUUAUACAUUGGGUACUGGUAGUUCAGAAGACUACGUGAAUUUUGACUUAAAGGACGCUCCUUAUGAUGUUUACCGAACGGAACGUGGUGGUGAAGUUACAUACCAUGGGCCUGGCCAGCUAGUAAUGUACCCCAUUCUCAAUCUCCGCUACCACGAGAUGGAUCUUCAUUGGUACUUUAGGGCACUUGAAGAGGUGGUUAUUCGUGUUCUUUUCUCAACAUUUUCUAUCAAGGCUUCCCGGGUUGAGGGUAUGACUGGUGUUUGGGUUGGAGAUCAGAAAUUAGCUGCUAUUGGCAUACGAGUAUCGCAAUGGAUAGCAUAUCAUGGCUUAGCACUUAAUGUCACCACUGAUCUAACUCCCUUUCAAAAGAUAGUUCCAUGUGGGAUACACGACCGUGGUGUUGGAAGCAUAAAGGGAUUGCUAAGAGAACAUUCGUUGUCCAAAGGAGCUGGAAUGCAUCAUAUGGAGGACAGCCAACUGCUUGAUAUCACUCACAAAUCAUUGGUCAAGGAGUUUUCUGAAGUAUUUCAAGUUGAACUCCAACAAAAGGCAAUCUCUGAAUUGGUGUUCUCAAAGGGGUAACCAUCAACUUUGGUAACUGGAUUUUAAUUUAGCUCGGGGCUAAUCGCAGCUUAUCUAGCUCAUUUCAGACACAGAAAUGAAUUUGUUGAACAUUGGAAAUUUUGUGGGUUCUUAUACGUUCAUAGAUUAUUCUGGUGCUUUGGCGAGAACAAGAAAUAGGCGAUGCAUCAUCCUUGUUGCUAGACGCAUCCUUGUUGCUACGUACAUCGACCUUGACAAAUGCAUCAAAUUUAACCCACAAUCAUAGGAGGACUACAAGCUUGGGGGCUCGACGAAACAGAAAGUAUCAGCACUAAGAAACUUCUUGGAAUUAGCAGUGAGAGAAAAAGCCCGGCAUUCAUUUGCUCAUUUAUGUUCAUAGUUGAGUCUAUUAAAAGGUGGACCAGCCUCAACAUGAUGAUUAGAGGAUAACUCUGAUCGUCCACCUCUAAUGACUAAUGUGACGCGUUCUGUCCCAGUUUUAUGAUCAAUGGGAUCAGUCGGCUAUCGGCUAGAGCUCGGGGCUAUUAUUCGUCGGUGGAGACAAAUCAUAAAUUUUAUUUUAUGGAAUGCAGAGCAAACAUCCUGGGUAGCUUGUAUAUUUCUUUAUGGUGUACCAGAUCUUUUACAGUUAUAUAUACUAGUCUGAUUUGUUUGUUGAUGUCAUAUUCCUCGGAAUCGAUCCCCUCUUCACUGCACAAGGUAUAAGAAAGCUACAAAUUCGUGGAUGUGACAAUUAUCUAUUGAAUGAUUGGUGUUAUCUCAACAGUCCAAUUUCUUC
This is a messenger RNA of Rhododendron vialii, 2041 nucleotides long. Its product is annotated as octanoyltransferase LIP2p, chloroplastic-like. NCBI's taxonomy places the organism in Eukaryota, Viridiplantae, Streptophyta, Magnoliopsida, Ericales, Ericaceae. Gene Ontology annotation, molecular function: lipoyl(octanoyl) transferase activity. The record is from RefSeq and is a predicted model, not a curated record. Gene Ontology annotation, biological process: protein lipoylation. Bases 382 to 1281 code for a protein of 299 amino acids. Gene Ontology annotation, cellular component: mitochondrion. The transcript has 5 exons.